AUGUACUCUACCGCCAUCUGUCAUGUGGUUGCGAUGCCUUAUCCAGGCCGAGGCCACAUCAACCCUUUGAUGAACCUCUGCAAAUUGUUAGUUUCUAGAAAACAAGAUAUUAUCAUCACCUUUGUUGUCACAGAAGAGUGGCUAGGAUUAAUCGGCUCCAAUCCUAGGCCUGAUAACAUACGCUUCAGAACAAUUCCUAAUGUCAUCCCAUCUGAGAGGGUUAGGGCACAAGAAUUUCCUGGCUUCUAUGAAGCUGUCAUGACAAAGAUGGAAGCUCCUUUUGAACAGCUUCUUGAUCGGCUUGAACCACCUGUGACUGCCAUCAUUGCAGAUCUUGAGUUAAGGUGGCCAAUCAAUCUGGGGACUAGAAGGAAUAUUCCAGUGGCUGCACUUUGGACAGCGUCAACAUUAUAUUUCUCUUUGCUCUAUCAUUUUUAUCAGUUCUCAAAAGAACAUCUUGCAGUCUUGAACCUGCCAGAUCAUGUGGACUACAUCCCUGGAAUUUCUUCAUCAAAUAUAGCGGACCUUAAAACAGUGUUCCACAAAAAUGACAAUGGAGUCUUGCAGCUUCUCCUGGAUUGCAUUUCAAGGGUGCCAAAAGCACAAUAUCUUCUAUUCACUUCCAUCUACGAGCUUGAACCGCAAGUUACCAACAACUUAAUAUCAGCUUUUCCGUUUCCUGUCUACCAUAUUGGUCCUGCUAUACCUUACCUAGAACUUAAAAAUGACGCCUUUGGAAGUAAUUGUAAUAGUGCCAAUGAACCUGACUAUAUAAGAUGGCUAGAUUCUAAAGCUGCAGAUUCUGUUCUUUACAUCUCAUUAGGCAGCUUCCUCUCUGUUUCAAGUGCCCAAAUGGAUGAAAUUCUUGCUGGCUUGCAAACUAGUAGUGUUUGUUUCAUGUGGGUGACUCGUGGAGAGGCUUCUCAGUUGAAAGAAAUUUGUGGACAUAAAGGGUUAGUACUGCCCUGGUGUGACCAAUUAAAGGUGUUAUGCCAUUCUUCUGUGGGGGGUUUUUGGACACAUUGUGGAUGGAAUUCUACGCUCGAAGCUGUAUUUGCUGGAGUUCCUAUGCUUACAUUUCCUCUGUGCUUUGAUCAAGAUCCUAAUAGUAACCAAAUUGUGGAAGACUGGAAAAUUGGGUGGAGAGUGAAGAAAGAGAUUGGAAGUCAAAAUAUAGUUACAAGAGAGGAAAUUUCAGAUCUUGUACAAAGGUUUAUGGAUUUGAGUAGCAAUGAGGGAAAAGAAAUGAGAAGAAAUGUAAGACAAGUAAGAGAUACCUGUCAUGGUGCAAUUGCGGAAGGUGAAGGUGGAUCAUCUGUAAUCAACCUUAAUGCAUUCAUCCGGGACAUUUUAAAAGGACAAAGCCACAAAUAGAAUUCUUUAGUAAAAGGGCGAAGAACGUGUGGACUACAUCCCAGGAGUUUCUUCAACACGUCUGAUGGACUUUCCGUUGCAU
This is a messenger RNA of Pistacia vera, 1456 nucleotides long. RefSeq names its product UDP-glycosyltransferase 87A1-like. Gene Ontology annotation, molecular function: UDP-glycosyltransferase activity. Bases 1 to 1374 code for a protein of 457 amino acids. The transcript has 3 exons. The record is from RefSeq and is a predicted model, not a curated record. NCBI's taxonomy places the organism in Eukaryota, Viridiplantae, Streptophyta, Magnoliopsida, Sapindales, Anacardiaceae.